Messenger RNA from Teleopsis dalmanni, 1793 nucleotides. RefSeq lists its product as uncharacterized. NCBI's taxonomy places the organism in Eukaryota, Metazoa, Arthropoda, Insecta, Diptera, Diopsidae. The record is from RefSeq and is a predicted model, not a curated record. The transcript has 3 exons. The coding region runs from base 81 to 1754 and encodes 557 amino acids.
ACUACUUUAACUUAAAACUUUUAUAUUUUGAUAUAAAAAUAUUUGCAGUCACUCCCACAAAAAAUGUUCAAUCAGUAGCAAUGAAGAAAGUAAAAUCAAAUACCUCGGAAUGUUUAACCGACAAAGAACCGCCGAAAGAAGUUGAGUAUGAUUUAGUACAUAUCAUUUCUAUAAAUCACAAUAAAUCAAAUGAACAUAUUGUCCACUUAACGAACUUGAUGGGUGGUAAAUAUAUAGAACAAGUAGUUUCUAACACACCCGGAAUUUGUUAUGCCUGCAAGCAGCCUAAGGUUAAUCUCAGGAUUGUACCACUUAAUGAUGCGGUAAGCGAAUACCUCAUUCGUAAUCAUAAUAUUGGGUCUGACAGGAAUAAAGAAUAUACUGGUAUAAAAGCAAACAUACAAACUGAAAGCUCCACAUUGUCUGAUGAAGGUCAAAUUGAAGAACUUUCAAUACUCCCAGAGACUGGUAAAAUUUCCCAAUUUCUAGUUGAUAAGAAAGAGAUGCAGAAACUAACAGAAAUUUCUCACGAACCUCAUAAAAAUGCAGAUAUAAUGACGCGGAUGAUUCAACCUGCAAAACAUACUUUGAUGAUGGAAAUUCCGAUUGCUAAUCGAAACGUCGGAAGUAAUACUGCAACAAUUGACCAAUCGAACUCGCUUUACAAUGGAAAGCACUAUAGUUUAGAUUCAGAAAUUGAACUUUUUUCUUCAUCAUAUAUGACAGACAAAUCUCUAACAAAAGAUAACAAAACUAUCAAAGAAAGUUGCUUUCAAAUUGAACAAACGAUGGGAGUCAUAAAUAUGCGCUUAAACAAGACCAUACCAACCACUCUAGAUGUGAAACCUUCCAGGUAUAUAAGGAAAGUUAAGAUAGAUAAUUCAUUUUCAAUAAACGAAAAAAUUAAUAGCACAAAUCCAGGCUACCAAAGCUCAGCUAACAUUAAUAUUGGUUCUAAUGUUCACAUCUAUAGCCCGUUUAAAAAUUAUUGGGAGCAAGAAAUUAUUACAAAAAAUCCAAAAUAUCGAAGUGGUUCAAUAGGAAGCACAACUUCCUCACGAUCGGUCGAAAAAGUUAUAUGUUCGAAGCCAAAAAAAUAUAGGAUUGACUUAAAUUCAAUCUACCACGGCCUAUUUCAGGCUAAAAUAAAAAAGUAUAUAGCAAAUCUACCGAUCUCAACGACGACUAAGACAGAUAAAUCAUUUCAAAAAUCUGGCUGCUAUAUUAAUGAAAUUAAAGUUGGAACAUUAAAGAAACAUCAUUUAUUUUGGGAAAAGAAACUUGGAAACAUUGUACUUGACCCAAAUAACUGUGAUAAGACCACUGAUCCAAAGGAGAAGUUAAGCCGAAAUCUAACCUUGAGAAGUAUUAUUUCACAAACUUUUGAUGUCAACGUUGCAGAAUUGCGCAAAAUAUACCUCCACACAACUAAACAAAUGUCUACGAAUGAUAUAAAGAAUAGUACUGAAACUUUCCUGCGAGUUAUGAGACACUCUACUCUAAAAACUGAGAACCAACAAAUGAGCAGACUUAGUUCCCUUCCAGAGUUUCGGAAAAUUGUUCCCAAAGUGAAAGCAAUUUGUUUUAAAUUUGAAGAGAAAAUUAGACUUUCAGAUAGUUCUGUUGUAACUCAAAACACCUUGGGAAAGCAUCUUCUAAAUUUCUGUAACACAGUAAAUGUAAAAAAUUUGAUAAAAUCCUUUGAAAAAUCUAACCUUUUCAAAACACCCAAUAUAUUUUGGAGCAAAUAUUAAAAAAUUUGUAUUUUUGUAUUGUAAUUUUUUGGCGAAUAA